AUGCCAAAAUCGAAAGGCGGCGCUUCAAAAAGUUCUUCAGGAGGUAAGAAAGGUGGUGAUUCUGUGGGUGAAGGAAGUUCAAAGCCUGUUGCGAAAGGCGGCACUGCUGUGAAGGUUCGCCACAUUUUAUGCGAGAAACAAAGCAAGGCACUGGAGGCCAUUGAACUGUUGAAAGAGGGGCAGCGAUUCAAUACAGUGGCUGAACAGUACAGUGAAGAUAAAGCGCGCUCUGGAGGCGAUCUAGGCUGGAUGACUCGCGGCUCCAUGGUUGGUCCUUUUCAGGAGGCAGCCUUUGAGCUACCAGUUUCUUCUGUGGACAAACCCUCUUAUACGGAUCCUCCAGUGAAAACAAAGUUCGGUUAUCACAUUAUAAUGGUUGAGGGAAAGAACCUUUUUGAUACGUGGGCUUUCUUUUCUGUUAUGAUGAUAUUGGGGAAGCCGUAUUUCGCAAGAACGAAAACUUAUCUUGAGGUACGUAAGGAGCUAGAAAGGCUUCGAGCUUCCCGAAACGAGCUGCAAUCUGACAUGCAGAAAGCAAAGUCAAGGUAUUCAACCAAGUCUGCUGCAUCUGAUAAUUCUUCCACAAACGCUCCUUCGAGUCAGACAUCGACGGCUCCUAUUUGGUGGCGUUUUAUAUCCAAAGCCAGCUGGCGUGUCCAAAUAGCCUUCACUCUCUUAUUAUGGGCGACCCUCCUCAAUGUUGGUUUUGGAGCCGCCUUUUUUGUGUUUGCAUGCAUCUACUGGCUUUAUGUUUGGGGUACGAAUCCUAAGACACAUGCUCCACAACCAAACACCAUUUUGGCCGGCUGGUAUUACGACAAUGCUCGGGUUGCAUAA
Molecule: messenger RNA, 837 nt
Organism: Rodentolepis nana
Lineage: Eukaryota; Metazoa; Platyhelminthes; Cestoda; Cyclophyllidea; Hymenolepididae
Source: the annotation of a GenBank genome assembly